CUCCUUCCUCACCAACUCACCUCUCUCAUCUCUCUCGACUCCGGCCAGUCUCUUCUUCUCUAGAAAGCUAGCGAGGCUUGGAGGUGAGCGAAAAUGCCGGUCAGCAGGAUCGCCGUGGGGAGCCACCGUGAGGUGUACGAGGUCGGCGCCCUCAAGGCGGCGCUCGCCGAGUUCAUCUCCACGCUCAUCUUCGUCUUCGCCGGCCAGGGCUCCGGCAUGGCCUUCAGCAAGCUGAGCCCCGACGGCGCGGCGACCCCCGCUGGCCUGAUCUCGGCGGCGAUAGCGCACGCCUUCGCCCUGUUCGUGGCGGUGUCCGUGGGCGCCAACAUCUCCGGCGGGCACGUGAACCCGGCCGUGACCUUCGGCGCCUUCGUGGGCGGCAACAUCACCCUCUUCCGCGGCCUGCUCUACUGGAUCGCCCAGCUCCUGGGCUCCACCGCCGCCUGCUUCCUCCUCCGCUUCUCCACCGGCGGGCUCCCCACCGGCACCUUCGGGCUGACCGGCAUCGGCGCGUGGGAGGCGGUGGUGCUGGAGAUCGUCAUGACCUUCGGGCUGGUGUACACGGUGUACGCCACCGCCGUGGACCCCAAGAAGGGCAGCCUGGGCACCAUCGCGCCCAUCGCCAUCGGCUUCAUCGUGGGCGCCAACAUCCUGGUCGGCGGCGCCUUCUCCGGCGCGUCCAUGAACCCCGCCGUCUCCUUCGGCCCCGCCCUCGUCAGCUGGGAGUGGGGGUACCAGUGGGUGUACUGGGUCGGCCCCCUCAUCGGCGGCGGCCUCGCCGGCGUCAUCUACGAGCUGCUCUUCAUCUCCCGCACCCACGAGCAGCUCCCCACCACCGACUACUAAGCAGCGAGCUUAGGAUCGGAGUCGCCGUCCAUCCGUCCGUGUGAUGCUUCGUCUCCCCCUUCCUUCCCGUCAUCAGUCGUUUUAGUUUCUCGCGCGGUCGCCGCAUGCCAUGAUGCAUGUAUGCGGAGCUCGCCUCGUUUGCUUUGAAUCAAUCAGUCCUGGGAUCCGUCGAUCGGUCGGUCAGUCGAGUCAGUUUGUGGUGCGUGCGUGGAGCUGUAAAAGCGUGGAUGAUCUCGAUCUGGGAUGACCGACCCAGUCAAUUUGCUUCUGUAAAACUGUGAAUUCGCCCGCCCGAGUAAUUUCAAGUUCAGUUGAGUUGGAAUGGAU
This is a messenger RNA of Triticum dicoccoides, 1173 nucleotides long. RefSeq names its product aquaporin TIP1-1. The record is from RefSeq and is a predicted model, not a curated record. Gene Ontology annotation, biological process: transmembrane transport; water transport. The transcript is spliced from 2 exons. NCBI's taxonomy places the organism in Eukaryota, Viridiplantae, Streptophyta, Magnoliopsida, Poales, Poaceae. Gene Ontology annotation, cellular component: plant-type vacuole membrane. Gene Ontology annotation, molecular function: water channel activity. Bases 94 to 846 code for a protein of 250 amino acids.